AACACGGAAGAUUUAGUUUCUGUUGAAAGCGGGCUUCGUAUGACAAGAUGUCCUUGCCCCCCAAUAUUAGACCUUAUAUUCCCCGACUUCCAGAUCCAGUAUUCUACCAACGUAACAAGAUUGACUGCAUAUCCCCAGCAAAUUAGUUGGAUUCCUCACUUAGCAGCUGCACCCUACCAGGACCAUUGCUCUUACACAACGAACUAUGAAAAUCAUCCAAGUUUUCAACCAGAAGUAGUAAGAACGCCGGAAAAGAAAAAGGCAGCGCGGAAACCAACUGUUCGACGUAAAUCGAAAGAAUAUUCAGACAAACGAAAAUGUGGCUGCAAAAACCUACUCCCAAAAGAUGACGAAACGAAGAUAUUUUCUCAACCAUUUCCAAAGCUUUGCUGUGGUAAAGACACAGGUAUAGAAUCUGCUGAUAUACCGGGCAUUGAAGAAUUCUUAAAUCUAGAUCUUAGGCCUACAACGCUACCAGAAAGUCCUCAUAAACUAACUAAGAAUUAUCGCAAGAAACAUAACAUCAGCCACGAUAAAAACGACAUGUUUCAAGUUAUGCUACAAAGCUUAAUUUCAAGCGUACAAGACUGUAUACACCCGCGCACACAGAAAAGGAAAUAUAAGAAACGAAAAUCGAGCAACGAAAUUUGUAAACCUACCAAAAGCAAGGAAGAAGGGGAAGUUAUAUAUGAUUCAGAUUUAAAUAUUUCUUUGGAACUUCUGAACGAAUACAGGAAACGUAAAGACCUUACACCAAGAAUGACAGCAAUAUUGCGCCACUAUAGAUUGAAAUAUCGUCGUGCUUUACGUUCAGCAUGUGUCGCUCAAUCCCGUCAGUACAAGGGAAGAAGCACAAACCUCACCACACGAUGUAAUACUGGUGGAAGGUGUUCAAAUAAGUGGCAACAAAUUCAGAAAUACGUUCUAGACGAAACCGUAGUACAAAAACUUCGUGAAAACGAGCAAACACAGAAGCUAAUACGAGUGUUAUGCAGCACACCACAGAGGACACUUCGAUCUACCGAAGCUGAGUUUAAUCAGAUAAGCAAUGACGAUCACGCGAAGGACAAUGAGAAAUCUACUUUCUUUCAAGGUCAAUUAGAUCCAAAUAUAAACGACACAAAACCUACACCACAAGGGUAUAUUCUUGAUGAAGAUAAUUUUGUGUGUCCAGAUAUUGAGGCGACAAUAGGUAACAGUAAUAAUUGUGCAUGGUGGUUAUGAACUAUAGAAUGUCCGCAAUAAAAUAAUCAAUAAAUUUUAGAAAUGUUUUAUUUAUUAGUCUCUGUCCGUUCUGUGAGAAAACACAAUAAAUAAAAAGGAAAAUUAUUUUGCAAUUUUGAACCUGGUCUAAAAUCUGUAAACAUCAGACAUAUGAAUAUUUGACAAACAGGCGCCAAACCUGGGGUGGCAGGGUGGGCAGGCUUACCCCAGGACGUUUUACAAUGUAAUAAUCAGUAAACAUAAAACAACUAAAUACAUGAAAUUCGUUUAACAUGUGCCCACAUGGAUUUAUAAAGAGUUUGGCGCCCCUGUUUACCAUAAUUAAAUAUAAACCGUAUAUCUGUAAA
This is a messenger RNA of Ciona intestinalis (vase tunicate), 1571 nucleotides long. Lineage: Eukaryota; Metazoa; Chordata; Ascidiacea; Phlebobranchia; Cionidae. The record is from RefSeq and is a predicted model, not a curated record.